Chondrus crispus (carragheen) is the source of this 1428-nucleotide messenger RNA. RefSeq lists its product as hypothetical. The transcript has a single exon. NCBI's taxonomy places the organism in Eukaryota, Rhodophyta, Florideophyceae, Gigartinales, Gigartinaceae. Gene Ontology annotation, molecular function: protein binding. The record is from RefSeq and is a predicted model, not a curated record. The coding region runs from base 1 to 1428 and encodes 475 amino acids.
AUGAAGAGCGACUACGGCCAGCCCUCCUCCGCGCGCCCCACCUCGGUGCAGCCCAUCUCCACUGCCGGCAAGCGCACGUACGCGGACGCGGCCCUGUUGCCGGCAAAGCCUGUGGACUCCUCGCUGCCGCUGUCGUUACAGCUUGGCAAGCGCCGCCGCCGCCGCUCAACCUCGACCUACGCCACCCUCGCGCGCCGCUUGCAGCACCGCGAGCUCGGCCUGGGCAACGCGGGGCUCUCUGGCCCGGCCCUGGCUCGCGACAAGUUCGCCCACAUUCGCCUCCAGGUCUCGUUCGAUAUCCACGCGAAGCCCUGCGAUGACGACCCCAGAUUGUGGACGAGGCAUCCCAAUCGCAGCAGGAUCAUCGAGAUUGUUAGCAGCCGCGAACUUAUUUUCGCUCUCGCGAAUAAUGGCGUUUGCACCGUCUUUUCGAGGGACUUGAGGGAAAAGCUCUGUCUGGUUAAUACGUGCAAGGGAGAGGUUAUCAGAAGCCUGUUCUUGAACAAGACUAAUGAUUCGUUGAUUACCGUGUCCGUGUUUAAGAAGGAUGAGUUUUCGAGCUUGCACUGUCGUUCCACACCGCUUGCACACAUCAGGAAGGGGAAGAUUGAAUCUGGCUAUCCCAUUUUCGAAACGGAGAGCCUGCGUUGGCCGGGUUUCGUCGAGUUUGAUGAUGUCAACGGUAAGAUUCUCACCUUCUCCGCGGAUGAUAAGACUUACAAGGUCUGGGACUUGCGAACUUAUGAGCAUGCUUUCACUAUACCGUACAAGGGAAUUACAGAGAUUAAGAUUUCCCCGUGUAUCAUGCUCCUGGUUUUCGACCGAAUGGAAUCCUACGUUCCAAUUCGCAUCUUAAACGUGGAGAACGGAGAGCUGUUGAGGGACAUCAAGCACAUGCUGCAUCGUAAGCGUAAGCUCGAGUUUAUUGAACAGUUCCAUCAAAAGCUCUUGGUUAAGCAGGAGAAUGAGAAUCUCCAGAUUGUCGACGUUUGCACAGGCGAUCAUGUUGUUGUCGAACGCAGCCAUUUUCUACUGCCAAACGCUUUCAUCUUCUUGUACGAGAGUGAGUUGUUUCUCACAUUUCAGAACCGCCACGUCAGCGUCUGGAACUUUUCUGGCGAACGCGUAACUGCCUUUGAAGAUCAUACCCUGUUUAGUCAGGAUUCAAGCACCAAUUGCAUUUAUAUCACACAAAAGCAAGAUAUUAUCGUCUCGCAUUGUCAUCAGGACGGCGACUGCGGCCACGGUUCCAUCAACAUGUCGUGGAUUGACAGCGGCAAGUCGCUUGGCAAAAUCACCUGUGGCCCAGACCACGCCGCUGACCAUAUUCGCGCCCUGGAAAACGUAUCUGCGUUGCACUACAACGAGGAACGAAACGAAGUCUAUUCAGGCACGAGGGACGGCUUGGUACAUGUCUGGUCUAACUAG